AUGUCUCGACCAGCGUCUCUUCGAUCUACCCCACGCACCGCACCCGCGCUCGCCGUGCUGCUGCUGCUGCUCGUCUCAGGCACGCAAAUUUCACUCCCGUGGCUGCCCGCGGCGCAUCUACGGCCGCCGCCUCUGCUGAUGGCGGCGGCAGCUGGUGGCGGGCACAACUACGGCGACGCGCUCGCCUUGAGUAUUCUGUUCUUCGAGCAGCAGCGCUCCGGAAAGCUGCCGGCCAAUCAGCGAGCCAAGUGGCGCGGGGAUUCCGGGCUGAAUGACGGCAAGGACGUCGGGGUGGACCUAUCCAAGGGCUACUACGACAGCGGCGACAACGUCAAGUACGGGCUGCCCAUGGCGUUCACGGUCGCGACGCUGGCGUGGGGAGUGGUGGAGUACGGUAGCCAGCUGGAGGCGCAGGGGCAGCUGCAGUACGCGCUCGACGCCGUCCGCUGGGGCGCGGACUACUUUGUCAGCGCGCACCCCGAGCCCAACGUGCUGUACGCGCAGGUGGGCGACGGCGUGUCGGACCACGCGUGCUGGCAGCGGCCCGAGGACAUGACCACGGCGCGCACCGCGUACCGCCUGGACGCCGCCAAUCCCGGCACGGAGGUCGCCGCGGAAGCCGCCGCCGCCCUCGCCGCCGCGAGCCUCGCGUUUGUCGCGAGCGACAAUGCUUACUCGACUACGCUGCUGCGACACGCGCGCGAGCUGUUCUCGUUCGCGGACAAGUACCGGCGCACGUACACUGCGAGCAUCCCCUCCGCCGCCACCUACUACCAGUCCUACUCCGGCUUUAACGACGAGCUGCUGUGGGCGGCGGGGUGGCUGUACCGCGCUACAGCCGACCAGCAGUACCUGGGCUACAUCCGAGCCAACAAGGACGCGCUCAAGGGCGCCGCUACAACCGCCAAGAUGUUCUCCUGGGACGACAAAUUCGCCGGCGCGCAGGUCCUGCUCUCGCAGUUGGCGCUGGUGGCGGGAGACAGCAGCAUGCAGGCGUACGCGGAUCAGGCGCAGCGGUUCAUGUGCAACGUGCUCACCGGCUCCAAGACUCCCGGUGGCCUGCUGGUGUUCCUGCCGUGGAGCAACCUGCAGUACGUGACAUCAGCAUCACUGCUGCUCACCGUGUAUUCAGACUACCUCGACCGUGCCUCUGUGGGCUCCUUCAAGUGCGCCUCCGGCCAGACGCUCACGCCCACCGACCUUCGGAACAUGGCGCAGAAACAGGUGGACUACAUCCUGGGCAGCAACCCCAAGGGCAUGAGCUACAUGGCGGGGUACGGGCCGUUCUACCCCAAGCGGCAGCACCACCGCGCGGCGUCCCUGCCGUCCAUCAAGAGCAGCCCCGCGUUCAUUGCGUGCGGGGACGGCUUCUCCUUCUUCCACACCCCAAACCCCAACCAGAACGUGCUGGCAGGCGCACUAGUCGGCGGCCCCGAUGGCUCCGACUCGUUCACAGACGACCGUGGAAACUACCAGCAGAACGAGCCCAGCACAUACGUGAACGCGCCGCUCGUGGGCGUGCUGGCUCGCAUCGCCGGCGGCACAGAGAAGAUCCCUAUCACUCACGCUGACCCCGGGCCCAUCACGGCUCCUAGGGGACCGCGCCCCAAGGGAGAGAAUGGAGGGGGGAGCGGUGGAGGGAAGAGCCCACCGAAGAACACUGGGGCACGGCAUCAGGAGGAGAGGCUACCAUACGCGUUCUAUAUCGACGACAGGGAGGUUUCAGAGCCCCUAGGGGAGCACCUCAGACAACACAAAGGUGCCUCCCCGCCCUUUCCUCCCCGCCCUUGCCUCCCCGCCCUUGCCUCCCCGCCCUUGCCUCCCCGCCCUUGCCUCCCCGCCCUUCCCUCCCCGCCCUUCCCUCCCCGCCCUUUCCUCCCCGCCCUUCCCUCCCCGCCCUUCCCUCCCCGCCCUCAUCGUCUGUUGGCACACGCUCUGUCCGUGCAUAAUGUUAAUCAAUUUCUGGGCCCUCACAAUGCUUCCCUCCUUUUUCCCCUUCUCUCCCCCCUCCCCCCGUGCCCCCCUGCCCACUGCCCACUGCCCACUGCCCCCUGCCCCCUGCCCACUGCGCGGUGCCGUCCACCACCCGCCCGCCGCCUCCGCCCCCCAGUGUCGGUGGAGAAGGUGCUGGCCAUAGUGUACCAGCCACAGGCCGUGUUCCGAAUCCGAUCCGUCACUCGCUGCUCCGCCACCAUCCCAGGCCACACAGAGGCGGUGCUAGCAGUGGCGUUCUCACCGGACAGCAAGCAGCUGGCGAGCGGGUCAGGCGACACAACAGUGCGGUUCUGGGACGUGGACACGCAGACGCCGCUCAAGACGCGCGCGGGGCACAAGAACUGGGUGCUGUCGCUGGCAUGGUCGCCCGAUGCCAAGUGGCUGGCCACAGGGGGCAUGGACGCCCACGUACUGCUGUGGGAGUCGCCUGCUGGGGAGAAAGACCCCGUUGCUCUCAAGGGCCACCGCAAGUGGAUAACGGCCAUAGCAUGGGAGCCGGCGCACGUGGCGCUGCCGUGCCGGCGCCUGGCGAGUGCGAGCCGAGACGGGGACGUGCGCGUGUGGGACGCAGUGCGGCGUGCCACGCUCUUCAUACUCACGGGGCACACACUGGCUGUCACUAGCUUGCGCUGGGGCGGCGAUGGCGUGAUUUACUCGGGGUCUCGGGACUGCACAGUGCGCAUGUGGAGUGCUGUCAACGGUGCUGCUCUGCAGCAGCUUAAGGGUCACGGGCACUGGGUGAACUCGCUAGCGCUGAGCACGGACUAUGCGCUCAGAACAGGCGCGUUUGACCACGGGGGAGUCAACGGCCUCCCCGCAACGGACGAGGAACGCAAGGAGAAGGCGCGAGUGCGGUACGCGGCGGUGAAGGGAGCGAGUGGGGAGAGGCUGGUGUCGGGGUCAGACGAUUUCACCAUGGUGCUCUGGCACCCCGCUGCUGCCAUGCAGCCCAACUCCCCACUCGCUGCCGCUCUUAAAGCCAAGCUCACAGAUUUAGAUGCAUCUUCCCCUCCCCCUUCCUCCUCCUCUCCUUCUCUCCUUCCCUCUUCCACCCCACUCUUCUGA
Molecule: messenger RNA, 3060 nt
Organism: Closterium sp. Naga37s-1
Lineage: Eukaryota; Viridiplantae; Streptophyta; Zygnematophyceae; Desmidiales; Closteriaceae
Source: the annotation of a GenBank genome assembly